CAGAGGGGGUGACCCUGAGGAGACGGCAGGUGCAGCGGCUCCAUGGCCUCGGCCGCCUCUGUGACCAGCCUGGCAGAUGAGGUCAACUGCCCCAUCUGCCAAGGGACCCUGCGGGAGCCGGUCACCAUCGACUGCGGUCACAACUUCUGCCGGGGCUGCCUCACCCGCUACCUGGAGAUCCCCGGCCCGGACCCUGAGGAGCCCUCCACCUGCCCGCUGUGCAAAGAGCCUUUCCGCCCAGGCAGCUUCCGGCCCAACUGGCAGCUGGCCAGCGUCGUGGAGAACAUCGAGCGCCUGCGCCUGGUGGCCGCGCCAGGGGCCCAGGAGGAGGACGUGUGCCGGGAUCAUGGGGAGAAGAUCUACUACUUCUGCGAGGACGACGAGGCGCAGCUGUGCGUGGUGUGCCGCGAGGCCUGGGAGCACCGGGCCCACACCGUGCGCUUCCUGGAGGACGCGGCCGGGCCCUACAGGGAACAAAUUCAGAAGUGUCUUGAGUGUCUAAGAAAAGAGAGAGAUGAGAUUCAAGGAAUCCAGUCAAGAGAAAAUCAAAGGAUACAAGUCCUCCUGACUCAGUUGGCCACCAAGCGACAAAAAGUGAUUUCUGAGUUUGCACAUCUGAGCCAGUUCCUGGAGGAACAGCAGAGCAUCCUCUUAGCCCAACUGGAGAAGCUGGAUGGGGACAUCUUGAAGCAACGGGAUGAGUUUGACAUGCUGGUCACUGGGGAGAUCUGUCGGUUUAGUGCUCUAAUUGCAGAACUGGAAGAGAAGAACGAGAAGCCAGCAAGGGAGCUGCUGACGGAUAUCAGAAGUACUCUAAUACGAUGUGAAACCAGAAAGUGCCGGAAACCAGAGGCUGUGUCACGUGAGCUGGGCCAAAGGAUUCGGGACUUCCCCCAACAGGCCCUCCCACUGCAGAGGGAGAUGAAGAUGUUUCUGGAAAAACUUAGCUUUGAGUUGGACUAUGAGCCAGCUCAGCUCUCUCUAGACCCCCAGACUUCCCACCCCAAGCUCCUCUUGUCCGAGGACCUCCAGAGGGCUCGGUUCUCCUAUAAAUGGCAGAACUCACCAGACAACCCUCAGCGUUUUGACCGGGCCACCUGUGUCCUCACCCACGGUGGCUUCACGGGGGGGAGACACACGUGGGUGGUGAGCGUAGACCUGGCCCACGGGGGCAGCUGCACCUUGGGCAUCGUGAGCGAGGACGCGCGGCGGAAGGGGGAGCUGCGCAUGCGGCCCGAGGAGGGGGUGUGGGCCGUGAGGCUGGCUUGGGGCUUUGUGUCGGCCCUGGGCUCCUUCCCCACGCGGCUGGCCCUCGAGGAGCAGCCCCGGCAGGUGCGGGUGUCGCUGGACUAUGAGGUGGGCUGGGUGACCUUUGUCAACGCUCUCACCCAGGAGCCCAUCUACACCUUCACUGCCUCCUUCACCCAGAAGGUCUUUCCCUUCUUUGGACUCUGGGGCCGAGGGUCCAGUUUCUCCCUGACCUCCUGAGAGGGUAUAAUUCUAGUGGUGUAAGAGAGGGCCAUAUGGACUUGACCAUGGCUGGAUCACCUGGACUAUUUGGAACAGAAAGUACUGCUUUAGAUGAUGUGGUGGAGUCAGGACUUCGGCAAGAAGGCAUGGUGGGCUGCUGGUCCAGCCCUUCCCUCAGUGCCCAAUGGAUGGCAGGAUGUCUGGGGAAGGUGCUGACAACCCCACCCCUCACCAGCAGCCCCUCCAGGCACUGAAUCAACCGUGAGAGGAAGGAACACCCGAUUUGGAGCCAGAAGACCCAAUUCUAGACUGAGCCUUGUAACCAACCAACUGUAUGAUCUUAAACAAAGCACCCCCCGCCUCUUCAUC
Talpa occidentalis (Iberian mole) is the source of this 1839-nucleotide messenger RNA. It is a transcript of the gene TRIM10, whose product is annotated as tripartite motif containing 10. The record is from RefSeq and is a predicted model, not a curated record. The transcript is spliced from 7 exons. Gene Ontology annotation, molecular function: protein binding; zinc ion binding. NCBI's taxonomy places the organism in Eukaryota, Metazoa, Chordata, Mammalia, Eulipotyphla, Talpidae. The coding region runs from base 43 to 1488 and encodes 481 amino acids.